AGUGGUAGCUCGGUUACGUUACUUUAGCGGUAGACGACAGUGCGUGGAGUAGAUAGCACUUCUACAGUGGAGUAGCAUCACAGAUCGACAGAUCGAUAGGGCGGUCCACAUCCGACUAGGAUACUCGCUCUUAACCAAUCAGCCCGACUGAUCAGCGGAGAAAACCCAACUAAAUUACUCCUACAGACGCAUCCCUCCGCCCUAAACAAACCCAUUUGAAAACUACCCCCGACUCCACUUUGCCAGCCUACAAGACCUCCCCGCUCCUCCCUCCCCGGGCCCGUCACACCACCGCGUCAAGUCCAGCCAGGGACGGCAAUGCGCAGGGCAGCGGCGAGGAGGGAGCCAUGAGGUGCCGGACGCACCCCUACGAGAGCGCGGUCGGCGUGUGCGCCGCCUGCCUCCGCGGCCGCCUGCUCGCGCUCGCCGCCAAGCAGAACCAGGCGCCCUCGCUGCCCCCGACGCCGCUGCCGGAGCCCGUCCCGCUCUUCCCGAGGUCGGUGUCGCCCUACGUCUGCCCCCGCAAGUCCGACGCCGCCUCGGGGCCCGGGCCGUGGCGCCACCCGUCCAGCCGCCUCUUCUUCCGGACGCCCCAGGUCGGGCCCGGCACCGGCUUCGAGGAGGGCGACACCGGGUUCCAGAUCAGGCGGAGGCGGAGCAGCAAGCUCUCCGCCCUCGCCGCGCUCUUCGGCGGUCACCGCCAGCACCGGCACGACGCAUCGGAGGAGAAGGGCGGGGGGCGGAGGCACGGAUCUUGGCUCGCGGGGAUCAUGCCGCGCGCGCGCGGUCGACGGAAGGAGGGGCCGGCGACGGAGUCGCCGCUGUCCCCGCGGCGCUCCUCCCGCGUGAUCAGCAACCGGGGGCUCUCGCCGGUGCGGUGCUCCUACGAGGAGAGCGAGGAGGGCGGCUCGGUGGCGGACUCGCCGUGGCGGCCGUCGCCGAUGCGGAAGACCCCCUGCCGUCGCCUCCUGGGCGGCGCCGGGGCCGGCGUGUCGGGCUUCGCGGUGUGCAUCAGCCCGCUCGUCCGCCCCAGCCCGGCGCGGAACCACCACCGCGGAGGCCACCCUCCGGACGCCCCCGCGCUGUCCGGCGAGCUCCGGCCGUCGCCGCUCCACCAGCCCUCCUCCGGCUCCUCCCUCCACCACUGCCGCUCCUGGAAGCUGGCCGACGGCGGCCGCUUCAGGUGAGGCCAACCACCGUCCCGCAUAUUCCGGCCAUUCGUCCCAGAUUCCUCAGAGGCCAUUUUUUUUCGGGGAUUUGCCCCCCUUUAGCUUUACUUGUAAACUGGAGAAGGAAUCUGGGGCCCGGAUAGGGGCUCCGUUCCGCUGACAUGUGGGCAACUGUAUUGGUGCCUGUCAGCUGAGCAUGCUGUAAAAAAAGCUUCAUGUGUCUGUGUAUACUAGUUCAUUUAUUUGCGUGUCA
Triticum aestivum (bread wheat) is the source of this 1422-nucleotide messenger RNA. RefSeq lists its product as uncharacterized. The transcript has a single exon. The record is from RefSeq and is a predicted model, not a curated record. Bases 348 to 1187 code for a protein of 279 amino acids. NCBI's taxonomy places the organism in Eukaryota, Viridiplantae, Streptophyta, Magnoliopsida, Poales, Poaceae.